Lottia gigantea (owl limpet) is the source of this 378-nucleotide messenger RNA. RefSeq lists its product as hypothetical. Gene Ontology annotation, biological process: axon guidance; cell adhesion. Gene Ontology annotation, molecular function: protein binding. Gene Ontology annotation, cellular component: plasma membrane. The annotation marks the transcript as partial. The record is from RefSeq and is a predicted model, not a curated record. The transcript is spliced from 2 exons. Lineage: Eukaryota; Metazoa; Mollusca; Gastropoda; Lottiidae.
GAAUCCAUUACUCUAUAUUGUAAUGUAACUGGUAUACCCCCACCUGAAAUAAUCUGGUCCAAAAAUAACGAUAUCAUUGACCCCCAGGAUGAAAACAUGGACAAUCUACUGCCACCAGAGAUAAGAAACGGACCUCGUCAAGUUGCAGGCAUUGUAAAUGCUAAAGCUGUGUUAGAGUGUGAGACCAGUGGUCAGCCACGCCCAGAUAUAACGUGGCAGAAAGAUGGUGAACCUUUCCCGUCAACUGGUCUUCGUCACCGUAUGUUACAGUCAGGGUCGUUAGAGUUUGUGGGCGUAAGAACAGAGGAUACAGGAGAGUAUACAUGUACCGCAUCUAACGAUGCUGGGAACGUCACUCGCAGUAUUGGACUCAGUGUU